This is a messenger RNA of Ananas comosus (pineapple), 1110 nucleotides long. RefSeq lists its product as uncharacterized. Gene Ontology annotation, cellular component: chloroplast. The transcript is spliced from 3 exons. Lineage: Eukaryota; Viridiplantae; Streptophyta; Magnoliopsida; Poales; Bromeliaceae. The record is from RefSeq and is a predicted model, not a curated record. The coding region runs from base 1 to 831 and encodes 276 amino acids.
AUGGCUUCUGCAACCUUUGCUUUAUCAGUAGCUGGUUCUGCUACAGUCGUUUCAUCUACUGGUCCCUCCCCUGUAUUGUGUUCAUUGUCGUCAGCAUCAUCAACAUUGGCUUUGGAAGCAGAAUUGGAAAAGCCCACUUCAAUUCUUGCAAAAAGGGUGCUUUUAUGUGGCUCAAUUUGGGUUGCUCUCACUUGUGUUUCCUGCAUUGUAUGCGGGCCGUCUCGCGCGGCGGAUGAUGCUAUCAAAGCCUCGGGCUUUGGAUUGAAGGUCGCGGCGGCGCUGCGGAGCUCCGGCUGGGCCGACGAGGCGAUUGUCUUCACUCUCGCCACCCUUCCUGUUCUCGAGCUUCGCGGGGCCAUUCCUGUUGGGUAUUGGAUGCGGUUGAAUCCAGUCCAUCUAACCGUCCUCUCGAUUCUUGGGAACAUGGUUCCGGUGCCAUUCAUCAUUCUCUACUUUAAAAAGUUUGCAUCUUUCAUAUCUCAAAAAAGUGCUUCAGCUACUCGUUUCGUGGACCUUCUGUUUGAGAGAGCUAGGGCAAAGGCCGGGCCGGUCGAGGAAUUCCAAUGGUUGGGCCUUAUGCUGUUCGUUGCUGUUCCCUUUCCCGGAACGGGGGCUUGGACUGGGGCUUUUAUCGCGUCGAUCCUUGACAUGCCGUUCUGGUCGGCCGUCUCUGCGAAUUUCGUAGGGGUUGUUCUGGCUGGGUUUUUGGUAAAUUUGCUCAUGAAUCUUGGUCUGAAGUACGCAACCAUAACUGGCGUGAUUCUGUUCUUUGUGUCGACAGUAAUGUGGAGCAUCUUGCGGUCGCUUAAAAAGUCAACAAGUGCAAAAUGACGGUAAUCCUGUAUUAACUCGUUUAUCUUCAGAAAGGAGUUCAAGCUGCAACUUUACUUUUAUCCUGGUAAAGAGUUUUCUUUAUGCUGUGGAGAAAAGGGAAUUUAAGUUUUAGCACUUAAUAUAGGUUAGCUUGAAAUUUGUAUUGUGUUUGAGAUUCGAUGCCAUUCAAUCUCCAAUCUCACUGCCAACAACUUGUUUUCUGAACUGCCUAAUGUUAGAUUAUUUCAGGGUGUGUGUACAAUUUUGAAUUGGAUUAAUUCUUUGAGCUGCGAGUCA